AUGCCUCUGGAGUCAUUGGACAUACCUACUGGGCUGGAUCUACCCAUGAACCACAGCAAUGUCCCCCUGUCAGACGGCAGACACGCUGCCCUGCUGAAUGUGAAUCUUGAAAAUGCAUAUAAAGAACUUCUAUGGGCAUGUAGAAUCGGAGACACUGUCAUGGCUGAUUCGCUUACGCUCUUGCCAGAGCUUGAUAUCAAUAAGGUGGACGAAUGGGACUACCUGCCAUUGAUUCUUGCGUCUCUUUGUGGACGUUUAGAGAUUGUCAAGAUGCUUUUGGCCAGAGGAGCAGUAUGUGAAAGAGACACUUUCCAAGGUGCCAGGUGCAUCUAUGGUGCUCUUACAGACGAUAUUAGAAACCUUCUUUUGAGUUAUAAUAUCUCGAAGAAGACAGAUGAGGACCAGCCGUUCCUGGCCCAUCUUUCCAGCUUGCUAUCGCCAGCAUUGACAGUGUAUGCCUGUAAGGACAUUGCUUUCGUGUUUCCACAUGAACAUGAUAGACUGCUUCAAGUAUUCGUUGUUAACCGGUUCCUUCUAUCUGCCAGAAGUUCGUACUUUCGGAAAAGAUUCUCUCCUGAGGGGAAAUGGUAUAAUGCGUCAACCCUUAAGAUGUCUAAGGAGUUGGAUGCGAGGGUCUUCAGAUCUAUCGUUGACUAUAUGUACCUUCGAACGGAUCUGUUGCCUUUGGAAGAUCCUCUGGUCCAAUUGCUAGCCCUAUGCGCUAAGUUUUCUCUUGAUCUAUUGAGAGAAACUCUUCUGGACGAAACUUCGAAGAAGCCCAAGGCGGUGAAGUCCCGCCAGGGAGCUGAACUCACGUUCGUAAAAGGUGCCAGGCAAGAUAUGGGAGACUUUUUUGAGGGCCAUGUUCUUCCCAAUGUUCUCGUGAAGUCUCUCGAUGAAAUCGAUCUCAGCGAUGUGAAAUACGGUGGUAGCGACAUUAAGAAUGAGAAGGGGGAGAAUGAAGUUGAAUUUCAAGACCUUGAUGUGUCACGGAUUCUUUCAUUUGAAGAGAAGGAAAGCCUUUUGAAAUCAACUUCAAUUCCUGACGCUAUUCUAUGUUCUCUCGAUUUAGAUUCGAGUACCAUAGUGUUCUAUCCUGUUCAUCGUGCAAUGCUUGUCCGAGCUAAAUUCUACCAAACCAUUUUCGAUCCCUCUUGGUCGGCAGAGACUGCUAAUCUUCCUUUGCUAUCAGAGAGCAAGUACGGGACAGCUGGACAAACAAUUAUUGAUAGGGCGUUACUAGUGCCACAAGACAUCCCAGUCAUUCAUGCCUACAUGGGCGCUACUAGAAGGGAAGUAUCUGAAGCAAUUCUCCGCUUCCUUUACUACAACGACUCAAUUGUAAUCGAUCCUGAGAUUGCCGUGGAGACUCUUCUUGCAUCUGACGAACUCAAUAUUGAUAGACUCAAGUCCAUUAGUACGGUGAGUCUUACGAAUUUUGUCGAUGGCCUUAAGUUUGAAACUCUCAAGGCGUUGCCUUCGAAGGUCGGAUACGAUGUCUUUGAAUUGAUAGAAUUAGCUUGGCGCCUCCAAACGGAUAGGCUCGAGCAGCAUAUGACGAAACUCAUUGCACACAACAUCGAGGCUGUUUGUGAGGACAAAGAGCUUCGUGAAAAGUUACUAGAUUUGAUCAGAGCCAGUGCCCACAGGAUUGAAGAGCGUCAAGCGACAGACACCAUUGAAGUGGUCGAUGAUAUGCGGUACUACUUGGCCAAGAAGUUUGCCGUCUACGACGAGUUCACCAAUUUGGAAGGUAUCGGUGCCAGUUUGAACCCUAACAUGGCUGAACCAGAAGAUAAUAGGACAUUCAAGGCGGCCUUGCUCGACUACGAACACGAUGUGGCCAUUGUUGAUCAGCUUCUUGACGAGUUGGGCUUAGAAGCAUAA
Molecule: messenger RNA, 1887 nt
Organism: Candidozyma haemuli
Lineage: Eukaryota; Fungi; Ascomycota; Pichiomycetes; Serinales; Metschnikowiaceae
Exons: 1
Coding region: 1-1887 (628 amino acids)
Cellular component (GO): cytoplasm; ubiquitin ligase complex
Molecular function (GO): protein binding
Source: RefSeq, a predicted model, not a curated record